UCAGGAGAAAGUAGAACAAUCAUCUCUUGUACUAUACAAAGUUGAUAGUAUAAUGUCUACAUACGACUACAUCAUCUGCGGUGGAGGCACAGUCGGCUGUGUCCUGGCAUCGCGCCUCUCCCAAGCCGGUCACAGCGUUCUCCUCGCCGAAGCUGGCCCCGAAGACUACAAUGAACUGGUUAUGAACCCGCUUGGAUCUGCGCUCCUGCAUGAUACAGACUUCGAGUAUAAGUUCACAGCCACCGACCAACCACACUUGGGAAAUAGGCCAGUCAUAAACCAUGGGGGAAAGCUGCUCUCGGGUUCAACGGCUGUGAACUAUGGGAUGUGGACGCGAGGACAUUCACGCGAUUAUGAUGCAUGGGCUGAGCAUGUGGGCGAUGAACGCUGGAACUAUCAGAACAUGCUUCCGUAUCUCAAAGCAACAGAGACGCAUCAUACUCACACAGCCAGCUCAGAUAUCCAUGGUUUCGCAGGCCCUAUCUCGACCACCAUGGGGAAACGUGACUAUCCCUUGAGAGAGCCACUGCGCAAUUCCUUGACAGAAGCAGGACUCAUAUUCAACAGCGAUGCUAACAAUGGCCAUCCUUUCGGAUUCAGUUUCAUGACAGAGACCUGGAAGAAUGCACAGCGUCAGCCGGCAGGAAAAGCAUACGACCUGUCGAAAGCUACCAUCCAUACGAAUAGUGUCGUCUCUCGGAUUCUCAUCGAGUCAAACAAAGCAACUGGCAUUACGCUGGUCGACGGAACUGAAUACAGAGCCAGCAAGGAAGUUAUCGUCAGCUGCGGUGCAUUGAAAACACCCCAGCUGCUGAUGCUGUCUGGCAUCGGUCCAAAGGAGCAUCUUGAGGAGCACAAUAUCCACACCAUCGCUGAUCUCCCAGUCGGCUAUAACUAUCACGACCAUGUUGCGGGAUCAAUCUUUUGGAAACUGAAAAACUCAGACCAAGGCCUAGCACUAGGAUCGCCACAGUUUAGCAAUCCCCAAUAUCUACAUGGAAACACCACCGAUUGGGUGGUGACUACCUCCACGCCUCGUGAUGGACUCAUUGCCGCUGCUAAAGCUGACAAGAUCGAUCCUCAGGAUCCGUACAUCAGAGAAGAGCGCGCCAACGGUGAAAUAAUCAUCUACUACGCUCCCAUCGCUGGAGGAGGAACGCAAUUCAGCCUUCCACUUGAUGGACAGCACAUCGCUACACUCGCUGUGCUGCUUCUUCCCACAAGUCGGGGAAGAGUGAGUCUUGCAAAUACAGAUCCUAUGUCAAAUCCAGUGGUUGAUCCAAACUAUCUCGCGACGGCUACGGAUCGUGCUGCGCUUCGCUCUACAAUUCGUCUCGCAUUCAAAAUCAUGGAGACAGACGCUGCGAAAGAAGCUAUUGCAGGCGAAACCCCACCCCCUGGACACAACGCGUUGACUAGCUCUUGCACUGAUGAAGAUCUCGACGAGCGAAUCGACAUCAUAGGAAGUAGCCUGUAUCAGAACGCCGGAACUGCAGCGAUGGGAACGGUUGUUGAUAGCCAGUGUCGGGUCUUGGGUGUUAGGGGCCUGCGUGUUUGUGAUGCCAGUGUGCUACCACUUCCCAUUGCAGGGCAUUAUCAAGCACCGAUGUAUGCGAUGGGAGAGGCUGUUGCUGAUAUUAUUUUGAAUUCUUAAGGAUCUCAUGGGUCUCGUGUUUUCACGGUUGGACGGAGGCUUGAUAGUAGAAAGUUAUAUAAAUUCAGAUUGUAUACCUUUCAAUCCGCUGCCCAAUUUAAGAGUCUCAGUGACCUUCCUCUUGAAGAAUGCAGCAGCGUUGCCGUUCCACAAGUAGACAUACUCCAUAUGCGCCGUAAUAUCAUCACUCGAGGCACAGACGGGGUCAUUGGGGUUGCAGUAGUCGGCGAUCAAGUCUGAGUAGUGCUCAUUCAGAAAUGCACGCUGCUUUUGGC
Molecule: messenger RNA, 1929 nt
Organism: Aspergillus wentii DTO 134E9
Lineage: Eukaryota; Fungi; Ascomycota; Eurotiomycetes; Eurotiales; Aspergillaceae
Product: GMC family oxidoreductase
Exons: 1
Coding region: 53-1654 (533 amino acids)
Molecular function (GO): flavin adenine dinucleotide binding; oxidoreductase activity, acting on CH-OH group of donors
Source: RefSeq, a predicted model, not a curated record